This is a messenger RNA of Hipposideros armiger (great roundleaf bat), 5911 nucleotides long. It is a transcript of the gene ECE2, whose product is annotated as endothelin converting enzyme 2. The transcript is spliced from 19 exons. Lineage: Eukaryota; Metazoa; Chordata; Mammalia; Chiroptera; Hipposideridae. Gene Ontology annotation, molecular function: S-adenosylmethionine-dependent methyltransferase activity; metalloendopeptidase activity. The record is from RefSeq and is a predicted model, not a curated record. The coding region runs from base 1088 to 3385 and encodes 765 amino acids. Gene Ontology annotation, biological process: protein processing. Gene Ontology annotation, cellular component: plasma membrane.
UGACAACCCAAUAGAACCUAUCUGCCUCCUCUACUAUUUGGGAAACAGAACAGGCUUUCUCCAACUUUUUAAUUCUCAUUUCUUCCUGUAGGAGUUUAACAAUAACUGCAGCAACAACAACACUAAUAGCAUCUAAUCCAUUGAGUGCUGGUAUGUGCCAGACACUGUCCUCAGCAUUUCACAAGUAUUGUUUAAUUCUCACAACAAUCCUUUGAAAUAGGUAUUAUUCUUAUUUCAAUUUUACAAGUGAGGAAAUUGAGUCUGAAUCCAGAAUCUUUCAUCCUAACUAUACACUGUUCUGUCUCCUGUUUGAGAACAUGAAAUUUUGGGGUGGAAAAUGCCAAAGAAAGCAAUCCAACAUUUCUCAGCCUGAUCUAGUCAUCAUCCACCCUUUCUCAGCCACAAGAGCAUUCCAUGUGAGAACCACUUGCAGCAAGAUGUUUGAGAACUGAAGUGAGAAUCAGGACAUGGAUUAUGGAUUUGCCACCACUCCAAACCUUCUCAGGUCCAAUUCAUGUACUGUGUUGGGGAGGAGCGUGGAGGAUGAGGCACCUUUUUAAAAUUGUGGUAAAAAAAACCAAAACCAACCAACCAAACAAGAAAACACUAGGCACUCUUCAGUAUGGCAGACUGCAACACCCCCAGGCCUGACUAAGGAAUGACAAUAUGGAAGGCAGAUGGCAAAUGCAUAGAUGCCACACUAUUGCCUUUCAGUUAAAUAUUGCGUGGUUUUUUUUUUCUUUCUUGUAAACCUCCCAAAUCAAAUGGUUUGCUUUCCUCAAGUUAGAAGUGUUAGCAUGUCUUUUCUUUAAAUAUCUGUGGAUGGCUGUUUUUUUCCCUGCCAAUUUGUCACCAUCUGUAACCCUCCGUUUGUGAGAUGAUCUGAUGACAACAAUUAUCUUUAAGAGUAAAAGUGCAGUCUUGGAGCAACAUGUAAGAACAGAGUCAGUGUGGGCUGUGUGUGUGUGUGUGUGUGUUGUAUGUAUGUGGCAUGUGUGUAGAUUGUGUGUUGGGCUGGGAGCCUUGUGCAGGUAUACACUGUGUGUGAGUAGGCAGUGUGUACAUUUGGUGAGUGUCUUGCGUGUAUAUGGACUGUGUAUUGGGUUGGGUGCUUGCCUGUGUACUUGGGUCUAUGUGCUCUCUCUUUGUAGACAUCGUGUGGACACCCUGUAUGUGGGUCAACUCCUGGGCUGCUCUGUAUGUGCUGGCUGAAAAGGGGCUGUGCGCAUUGCUGGGGGAUGUUCCUCACAAGGGCAUAAUUUCUCAGAAGUCUUUAAAGGGAAUGAUGGUGGAGUACAAACGGUCCACGCUGCGGGAUGAAGACGCACCCGAGACCCCCGUAGAGGGCGGGGCCUCCCCGGACGCCGUGGAGGUGGGAUUCCAGAAGAGAACAAGACACCCCUUAGGCUUGCACACACAGCUGGAACUCAUCUUGGCAGGUGUCUCUCUACUGCUGGCUGCACUGCUUCUGGGCUGCCUCGUGGCCCUGGGAGUCCAGUACCACAGAGAUCCAUCCCACAGCACCUGCCUCACAGAGGCCUGCAUUCGAGUGGCUGGAAAAAUCAUGGAGUCCCUUGACCGUGGGGUGAGCCCCUGUGAGGACUUUUACCAAUUCUCCUGUGGAGGCUGGAUUAGGAGGAACCCCCUGCCCGACGGGCGUUCUCGCUGGAACACCUUCAAUAGCCUCUGGGACCAGAACCAGGCCAUACUGAAGCACUUACUUGAAAACGCCACCUUUAAUUCCAGCAGCGAAGCUGAGCGGAAGACACAACGCUUCUACCUAUCCUGCCUACAGGUGGAGCGCAUUGAGGAGCUGGGAGCCCAGCCGCUGGCAGACCUCAUUGAAAAAAUUGGUGGUUGGAAUGUUACGGGGCCUUGGAACCAGGACAACUUCAUGGAGGUGCUGAAGGCAGUAGCAGGGACCUACAGGGCCACCCCUUUCUUCACUGUCUACGUCGGUGCCGACUCUAAGAGUUCCAACAGCAAUGUUAUACAGGUGGACCAGGCUGGGCUAUUUCUACCCUCUCGAGAUUACUACCUAAACAGGACAGCCAAUGAGAAAGUGCUUACUGCCUACCUGGAUUACAUGGAGGAGCUGGGGAUGCUGCUAGGCGGACAGCCAGCCUCCACGCGGGAGCAGAUGCGGCAGGUGCUGGAGUUGGAGAUACAAGUGGCCAACCUCACAGUGCCCCAGGACCAGCGUCGGGAUGAGGAGAAGAUCUAUCACAAGAUGAGCAUCGCAGAGCUGCAGGCCUUGGCGCCUUCCAUGAACUGGCUGGAGUUCCUGUCUUUCUUGCUGUCACCGCUGGAGCUGGGUGACUCUGAGCCCGUGGUGGUGUAUGGGACAAAUUAUUUGCAGCAGGUGUCAGAGCUCAUCAACCGCACGGAGCCCAGCAUCCUGAACAAUUACCUGAUCUGGAACCUAGUGCAGAAAACAAGCUUGAGCCUGGACCGACGCUUUGAGUCUGCGCAAGAGAAGCUGCUGGAGACCCUCUAUGGCACCAAAAAGUCCUGCAUGCCAAGGUGGCAGACCUGCAUCUCCAACACAGAUGAUGCCCUUGGCUUCGCUUUGGGCUCCCUCUUUGUGAAGGCCACGUUCGACCGGCAAAGCAAGGAAAUUGCAGAGGGGAUGAUCAGCGAAAUCCGGACUGCCUUUGAGGAGGCCCUGGAUCAGCUGCCAUGGAUGGAUGAGAGGACCCGUCGGGCCGCCAAGGAGAAAGCAGAUGCCAUCUAUGAUAUGAUCGGUUUCCCGGACUUUAUCCUGGAGCCUAAAGAGCUUGAUGAUGUUUAUGAUGGGUAUGAAGUCUCUGAAGAUUCCUUCUUCCAGAACAUGUUGAAUUUGUACAACUUCUCUGCUAAAGUGAUGGCGGACCAGCUCCGAAAGCCUCCCAGCCGGGACCAGUGGAGCAUGACCCCCCAGACUGUGAAUGCCUACUACCUUCCAACCAAGAAUGAAAUUGUCUUCCCUGCUGGCAUCCUGCAAGCCCCCUUCUAUGCCCGCAACCACCCCAAGGCCCUGAACUUUGGUGGCAUCGGCGUGGUGAUGGGCCAUGAGUUGACACAUGCCUUUGAUGACCAAGGACGCGAGUAUGACAAGGAAGGGAACCUACGGCCGUGGUGGCAAAAUGAGUCACUGGCAGCCUUCCGGAAUCACACGGCCUGCAUGGAGGAGCAGUAUAGCCAGUACCAGGUCAAUGGGGAGAAGCUCAAUGGCCGCCAGACGCUGGGGGAGAACAUUGCUGACAACGGGGGGCUUAAGGCUGCCUACAACGCUUACAAAGCGUGGCUGAGAAAGCACGGGGAGGAGCAACAGCUGCCAGCCGUGGGGCUCACCAACCACCAGCUCUUCUUUGUGGGAUUUGCCCAGCACCAGACUUCCCCAUGAAGAGCUAUACUUGGGCCUCUGUCAAGUUCCUCACCAAGGGAAGGAAAUAGCUGGCUACUCAGAAAGGACCAAAGUGGCCUUGGGAACUCUAAGACUAAGUGAAGGCAUGACUUGAGCCUCUGAGAACAUGACUCUAGGAGGGACAGCAAAAUGUAUUGGAAAGAGGAGGACCAUCACAUCUGGAAACCUGAUUCUGGCUCCAGCUCUACCACCCCCUACAUAUGUGACACUGGGCAUGUCUCAUCCCCUCUUCAGAGCUCAGUAUCCUUAGCAGUCUUUAAAAUAAGUGGGUUGGAUGAGGCGAUGUCUGAGGACUAGUUCAGCUUUAAUGUGUUAAGAAGGAAUUCAUGGGCUUAGCAAAUUCCAGAACCCAAAGAAAUAUUAAGAAAUGACUUGUGAAGCUUGGGUGUUACACAGAAGAUGAGAUUUAUAAUGUCAGACAGCAUAGUGAGUGAGGAGAGAAGCUUGGCAGCAUAAUGUCUUGCCUUUCCCGUGACACCUGAUUUAAGAGGCCAACCUAGGAUGCUGACCAGCUGGCCAUUGUGACAUAGAAACUCCAAUUUGCAGAAAGGUCAACAUGUCUAAUAAUAGUACUGCUACUACUACUACUACUACUACUACUACUACUACUACUAAUAAUAAUAAUAAUAAAAUAAGCAGCUUUCAUUUAUUGAGUCCUUAUUUUGCUUAAGCCUGUCCUAAGGUCUUUAAAAACAUCAUCUCAUUAAAUUGCCACAAUAACUCAUAAGGAGGCUCUAUCAUUGUCUCUGUUGUACAAGUAGAGAAACUAAGGGAAAAGAUUACAUAACUUCCAAUGUCAGAUUGCAUUAAAAUAACAUUUGGGACUCAGAUGCUCUUAAUCACCAUCAUUUAGUUUUCUAAGUCAUGACAGAGUUUAGACUCAAGCAUAAACAUCUGUCUUCUGGUCGAUUUCCUCAUACUUCCAAGUGAGACCUUCACCAGCAGGUGCGUUUCUAUGCUACUCAGCUCCCCUGGGCCAGGCACAUGUGACACUCAGGCAGCUGCAGGAAACAGAGGCACAUAUUGGAGUGAAAUUAAGCCAGGUAGCACCUGUUUGUUGAGCACUCUGCAGGUCCUUGGUUCCAGAGGCAAGGUAAGGUGAACAUCAGGUGACAGAACUUUACCCUUAGUAGCCCUGCCAAGCUGAUGAAUAUGCACCUGUGAAAUGCUCUGGUGUGUUAAGGCAGGAGAAGGGUGAAAGAUGGUACUCCCAGGUGGGCACCUGAGAGCCGUUAUUGGUAAGGUGCUGGGCCAUGCCCUACAUUAUCCCACUGGGAAGUUUGACUAAUUCCUUGCACAAUCAGGUAACAAAUGCCAACAAUAUGAUUUCACACUUGGAAACACACUGGACAUGUCAGGCUGGAAGAGAGUCCCCUAUAAAAUAAGCAGUUUCAGUGGGCUCAUAAUGACUCACAAAUGCAGAAUCCGGACAGUUUCCCAAUGCCCAGCUAUGGGUUCCAAAGACAGUCCCUGAUGGGCCAUUACUAUACAUAAAGAUGACCUGAAGAUGAAUGCAAAGUCAUUCAUUCAUUCAUUCAUUCAUUCAUUCAUUCAAGAAAUAUUUGUCAAGACCUACCACAAGCCAGGCAUUAGGUUGAAUGCUAGGGGCACAAAGAUGAAUAAGACACAGUUCCUGUCUUCUAAGAGAUCAGAGUCUAGGGAGGGAGAGGUAUGUAUCAAGCGUGGUGAGAGCACAGGAAAGAAAUUAACUUGAAGGGUAGAAUAGGAAAAGCUUUCUAGACAGGUGACAUUGAGCUCAAGUGCAGAGGAUACGAGAAUUUGUUAGCUGAAAACAAUGAAGGGCAUUCCAUUCAGAAGGAAUAGCAAUGUGAAAAGGUUGAAGGGCAGGGCGUGUUCAGAAAUGGUGAAAUGUUUAGGAUGACUAAAAGGAGCAUAAUGAGAGGUGAGAAUCCAGAGAAGGGAAGCUGUAACAGUAGAUAUGAAAAGAGGGGAUUGUGACAUCUGCUAUCCUGGGAAUUAAUAGUAAGAAGGGCCACAGUGCAGUCUGACUAAAAAAUAUCACACGAAGAAAGUAGCAACCUAGUGGAAACAGUGCAAAGUUGUGUCCUGCCAGGAGUACUGGUCUUAUGUAAGUGAUGCUUGCAUUGUGAAUGGUUCUCAGGUGAGUAGAGCCAUCCAUAAGAUGUGUAGCUGUACAUCUCAGGCCAUCAGUUUGGGGGCAGCAUGGCAGGGUUGUGGAUGCAAUUUGAAGGAGGGUGUAGGAACGAACAGGUAAUGAGCUGGUCCCUGACUGGAGAGCAAUUUGGCCACAAGGCUGGGAGUUUGGCCAAACGGUAGAAAGGAGUACUUCUGGGAGGGCAAUUUGACUGAACCGAAGCUUGAGGCAGGACCUCAGUGUUAUCAUGGUGCCCUGAAAAUUACUGCCAGACAUUUGCAUUUGGCUAGAGAGGCUUAAGGGCUUGAAUGCUUGGAGGUGGGGAGCGGGAAACAAGAAUGUUUACCUCUUGGGCCAGCCGAGUGGUACAUUGGUUAAGAGUUGGCUUG